Messenger RNA from Hibiscus syriacus, 2120 nucleotides. RefSeq names its product regulation of nuclear pre-mRNA domain-containing protein 2-like. NCBI's taxonomy places the organism in Eukaryota, Viridiplantae, Streptophyta, Magnoliopsida, Malvales, Malvaceae. The transcript has 7 exons. Gene Ontology annotation, biological process: mRNA 3'-end processing. Gene Ontology annotation, molecular function: RNA polymerase II complex binding. Gene Ontology annotation, cellular component: RNA polymerase II, holoenzyme. The record is from RefSeq and is a predicted model, not a curated record. Bases 431 to 2029 code for a protein of 532 amino acids.
UUCUCUCUGUAAUUUGUGGUUUAGGGUUUCUUUCUAUAAUUUGUGUAUUUCUUGUACCUUUUACGCGCUCCUGAUUUAAUUUGUCGUGUCGUCGUUCUAAAUUAUCUAUUUCCUCGUCUCGUCGUUCUAAGUCAUCUUCCUGUUUUAGGGUUUAUGUGACAUGCAGGCCAUUGAUUCUUCUCGCAGUACGAAUCCUUUCAUUCUAUGCAUCUCAUCUAAUUUGGAAAUUCCAUCCUUUGUUUUCCCAGUCGAAUCCACUUUUUGUUACUUUUCCGCUUCUGGGUUUAAAGAUCCCAGUCUACUUCAGUUUGGGUAAUUAUUAGGGUUUUAAUUGUUUCGUCUCUAGAUUUCAUUUUAGAGGGCCACCCCCCUAAAAUUGUUUUAAAAAUCGGGGCUUUGGGCAUUGUUUAGGGUUUUUGGUUGGUGUGGGAUGAAUAGUAUAUUUAGCGAACAGAUACUCGCAGAUAAGCUCUCCAAGCUCAACAGUACUCAGCAGUGUAUUGAAACAUUGUCUCACUGGUGUAUAUUUCACCAAAGCAAGGCAGAAUCAGUUGUUGCAACAUGGGAUAAACAGUUUCACAGCUCACAGAUGGCUCAGAAAGUCCCUCUCUUGUACCUUGCCAAUGAUAUUCUACAGAACAGCAAACGCAAAGGAAAUGAAUUUGUUAAUGAGUUCUGGAAAGUCCUUCCUUCAGCCUUGAAGGACCUUCUUGAGAAUGGUGAUGAUCGUGGGAAGAAUGUGGUUUCUAGAUUGGUAGGUAUAUGGGAAGAACGAAGAGUCUUUGGGUCCCGAGCACGAAGUCUAAAGGAUGUGAUGCUUGGUGAAGAAGUGCCUCCACCAUUGGAAUUAAGCAAAAAACGUUCGCGCUCUGCAUCUGUUAGAAUUGUGAAACGGGACUCGAGAUCCAUUAAAACGAAGUUAUCGAUUGGGGGAACGGUUGAAAAAAUAGUUUCAGCAUUUCAUUUGAUACACAGUGAACAGCCAAAUGAAGAUGAAGAGAUGAGCAAGUGCAAAUCAGCAGUUCAUCGUGUGAGGAAGAUGGAAAAAGAUGUGGAUAUUGCCUGUUCAAUUGCGAAGGAUAAAAAACGUGAAGCCUUGUCCAAAGAACUAGAAGAUGAAGAAAAUCUCCUGAAAGAGUGCAUUGAGAAACUCAAGUCAGUUGAAGCUAAUAGAGCAGCACUUGUAACACAGUUAAAAGAAGCUCUUCACGAACAGGAAUCUGAGUUAGAGAAUGUUCGCACACAGAGGCAGGUAGCACAAGCACAGGCGGAUGAAGCCUUUAACAUGCGGAAGCAUCUUAGUGAUGAAGAUUAUGUGUCAACCUCAUCUGCUACAACAAUCCUAUCAAUUGAUGGCAAUGGAAAAGCUGGAGAAACACCAAAGCGGACUGCAGCAGCCAUUGCAGCUGAGGUUGCAGACAAGCUUGCGGCUUCUAGCUCCUCUCAGAUGAUCAUGCAUUCUGUUCUCUCUACAUUUGCAGCUGAAGAAGCCAAAAAUGUUGGUCUAAUAAAGGCAUCAACACAGUCGAACUCCCUCAAUUCCGUCACUGAUGCAAUUUCAAAAUCAGAGAAGUCGCUGGCAGUUGCAGAUUCUAAUGCUCUUAUGCCAGCACAACCGUUAUGUGCUCCAAUGAGCCAUUCUUAUCAAUCCGUUCUUGUGCCUCAGCCAGCCAUGCAAAGCCAAACCACUUCCUCUCAACCUCAAUAUCACAUGCUUCCUAACAUAGCCACACAACAAUUUUUGCAGUCAUCUGGGCAGACACUAACCCCGUAUGGUACUUAUGGUUGUAUGCCACCAUUGCCGCCUGGACCACCACCACCAUCUCCCUACAUGGUUAGUCCUAUGUUAUCUUUGACUGCACAACCAUUGCCAAUAACUCAGCAGCAGCCAAUACCAUCAGGUCAGCAAACAACACCCUUGACGCAGCAGCAACAGCUGCCGGUAACUCAGCAACCACCUAUGCCUCCUAGUUUCCGGCCUCUUCAACCACCGGGAAUGGUGUACUAUGGUCAUCCACCAUAUUCAUAAUGAAUAGAACUAGUCGUUUAGAUUAGGCAGAUGAAAACUUGGAAAUUUUGGUUUGUGAGAAAUUGGAAUUGUUGUAGCUAUAAUGAUCAUA